This is a messenger RNA of Syngnathoides biaculeatus (alligator pipefish), 2438 nucleotides long. RefSeq names its product glucuronidase, beta (gene gusb). Lineage: Eukaryota; Metazoa; Chordata; Actinopteri; Syngnathiformes; Syngnathidae. The coding region runs from base 74 to 2020 and encodes 648 amino acids. Gene Ontology annotation, molecular function: carbohydrate binding; beta-glucuronidase activity. The record is from RefSeq and is a predicted model, not a curated record. The transcript has 12 exons. Gene Ontology annotation, biological process: glucuronoside catabolic process; carbohydrate metabolic process.
AGUUGACGGGAAAUUUUACUUGUGGCAACGGAAUAACGUCACAUCCGGUUAGUGGACCCGUGAAAGUUUAAAGAUGUUUACAUCAGGGAGACCCAGAUGGCUCUGGUGCUUAUGUCUCUGCGGAGUUUUACCGGACACUUUUUGCCUAGUGGGCGCAGGAAUGCUUUUCCCCCGGGAGUCGCCCUCUCGGGAAGUGAAGGACCUGAGCGGACUGUGGAGCUUCCGAGCGGACAAGUCGCCAAACAGGAACCAAGGCUUCGAGAAGGCAUGGUACAAAAGUCGCCUGGCAGAGACUGGCCCCGUGAUGGACAUGGCUGUUCCCGCCAGCUUCAACGACAUUACGCAGGACCCCAAACUACGAGAUUUCAUUGGCUGGGUGUGGUACGAGCGAGAGGUGACGGUGCCCGCCCGCUGGCUGACAGAUGAAGGAACGAGAGUGCUUCUCCGAGUGGGAAGCGCCCACUAUUAUUCAGUCGUGUGGGUCAACGGGGUGAAAGUGACCGAGCACAACGGUGGCCAUCUUCCCUUUGAGGCAGAGAUAGGCAGCGUGAUCCGAGAGGGUCCGACGAGCACCUGCAGGAUCACCAUCGCCGUCAACAACACUCUGACACUGGAGACGCUACCCCCUGGAACCAUCCAGUACCUCAACGACCCCACCAAGUAUCCUAGUGGCUUUUUUGUGCAAAACACCAACUUUGAUUUCUUCAACUAUGCUGGGAUUCACCGUCCUGUAUUGCUGUACACUACUCCCAAGGCCUACGUAGAUGACAUCACAGUGGUGACGGACUUCUUGGACAGCACAGGCUUUGUCAAGUACAAGAUAUCGGUCCAAAAUGCCGCUGAAGCCACCUUGAAGGUCACUUUGAUGGAUAAAGACCGACACUCAGUGGCUUCAUCCAGCGAGCCAUCUGGAGUGCUCAAAUUGACCGAUGUCAAACUCUGGUGGCCGUACUUGAUGCAUGAAAAUCCGGCUUAUCUUUACUCUUUGGAGGUUCACUUGAUGGCAGCAGAUGAAAGUUCAACAUCGACAGAUGUAUAUAGUCUACCAGUCGGCAUCCGCACUGUUCACGUCACCAACGCUCAGUUCCUCAUCAACAACAAGCCUUUCUAUUUCCAUGGAGUCAAUAAGCAUGAGGACUCUGAUAUUCGAGGUAAAGGCUUUGACUGGCCCUUGAUUGUCAAAGACUUCAACUUAAUGAAAUGGUUGGGCGUCAACUCGUUUCGCACCAGCCACUACCCCUACGCAGAAGAAAUUCUACAGAUGUGUGACCGCCAUGGCAUCGUGGUGAUUGACGAGUGCCCAGGGGUUGGCAUCAAAGACAUUCGGAGUUUUGGCAACACCUCCCUGGCUCAUCACCUCGACGUCAUGGAGGAGCUUGUGCGUCGGGACAAGAAUCAUCCCUCCGUGGUCAUGUGGUCAGUAGCCAAUGAACCAGCGUCAGAGAUGCCUCCUGCUGAAUAUUAUUUCAAGACUUUGAUAACUCGUACUAAAGAUCUGGACCCGACCCGGCCUGUGACUUAUGUCACAGACAGUAACUAUGCCAGAGACAGAGGGGCCCCGUAUGUGGACAUAAUCUGUGUGAACAGUUACUUCUCCUGGUACCACGAUCCAGGCCACGUGGAGGUCAUCCCAAUCCAGCUCAACACACAAUUCGAGAACUGGUACGGAAAGUAUCAGAAGCCCAUCAUUCAGAGUGAAUACGGAGCAGACACCGUGCCUGGCUUUCACAGUGACCCGCCCAUGAUGUUUACAGAGGAGUACCAGAAUGUGGUCUUGCAGAGCUACCACAACGUGUUUGACGAGAAGAGGAAGAAAUAUGUCGUUGGAGAACUCAUCUGGAACUUUGCCGACUUCAUGACUGUUCAAGGGAUCACACGUGUGGUGGGCAACAAGAAAGGCGUCUUCACCAGGCAAAGACAACCCAAAGCCGCAGCGUUCAUCCUGAAGGAGCGAUACUGGAGGCUCGCAAAUGAAACUGGGAAGAUAGCUCCUUGGACCAAAUAUCCUUGUGGGUUCUGAAAACCACCGCGUAAGCAUUAUUCAACUGCUAACAUUUCAUCUUUACUGUUUACAGAAUGUGUUGAAUCACCAGCAAAAUGAUGAAUGUAUAAACGAAUAAACGCUUUAUCAGUGAUGUAAAUAGCUGUUUGAUGUUUUGAUUAGCUUGGGGGAACGCGUACUAAGGAAAUGGUUGGACUUCAACAGUUUUUAAAAAAAACGGUAAAAAAACACUCACACUCUGAUUGUGAUCAUUCCUAUGCCAGCUCAAUUUUCUUUAGUACUUAAAAAAUUGUAUAAAACUCUAGACAAAUUUCAGGAAGAGUACACUAUGGAUCAAAACAACUCAUUUUGCAUAUUUUAGCCUAACAAGGAUAAACUGCUCAAGAACUGACCAUUAAUGACGCUUUGUAUGUAUUUUUAAAAAGCACCUUAUUAA